Messenger RNA from Ruditapes philippinarum (Manila clam), 543 nucleotides. Its product is annotated as RNA-binding protein 39-like. The record is from RefSeq and is a predicted model, not a curated record. The annotation marks the transcript as partial. NCBI's taxonomy places the organism in Eukaryota, Metazoa, Mollusca, Bivalvia, Venerida, Veneridae. The transcript has a single exon.
GCUUCCCAGAAAAGAAGCAAGUCCAAGAAGCGCAGCAAGUCCAAGAAGCGCAGCAAGUCCAAGGAGCGCAGCAAGUCUAAGAAGCGCAGCAAGUCAAAGAAGCGCAGCAAGUCUAAGAAGCGCAGCAAGUCUAAGAAGCGCAGCAAGUCCAAGAAGAGCAGCAAGUCCAAGAAGCGAAGCAAGUCCAAGAAGCGCAGCAAGACUAAUAGUGAAGCAAGUCCAAGAAGUGCAGCAAGUCUAAUAGUGCAGCAAGUCUAAUACUGCAGCAAGUCCAAUAGUGCAGCAAGUCCAAUACUGCAGCAAGUCUAAGAAGCGUAGCUAGUCCAAUAGUGCAGCAAGUCCAAUAGUGCAGCAAGUCCAAUAGUGCAGCAAGUCCAGUAGUGCAGCAAGUCCAAGAAGCGCAGCAAGUCCAAGAAGCGCAGCAAGUCCAAUACUUCAGCAAGUCCAAUACUGCAGCAAGUCCAGGAGUACAGCGAUUCUUAACUUAUAAUCACGAAUACCGCUCAGAAUAUCGAUAAAAAUCUCAUAAGUGAAACCAAAACU